UUUUUUUUUUUUUUUUCUUUUUUCCCUGCAACAAACACACUCCAGAAAAAACCUCUGCAGUCGGGGCUGGCCUCUUCUCCUUCUCCUUCUUUCUUUUUGCCGUCGCUGCUGUUGUUUUUCAUCAAACCAUCGCUGCCCUCUCCUCAUUUCAAGCCUGUUGAUCUACUAUGGGGACUGAAGGGCCUAAGGACUCGCUAGACUGGAAAACAAUAGGCGACUCGGCAAAAAGCGAGCCCGAUGCUGGACCUGUUGUGAAAAAGCGGCUUCCAAAGAAGAUGAGGCACAUUCCCGACUACUAUUUUCUUCCGCGUAGAUCCAUGCUUGCUAACAUUGCGAUUUAUGGUUCAUGCAUUGUUGGCGGAAUUGGAGCCGGAAUGCUAACGGAAAUUUGGAUUAACAAGAAAGUACAAGAGGAUGGAAAUGGUGUUCUCUGGGAAUUUGACAAAUGAACUCGACACACAAAUGGUUGCUUAUGCUUUUGCCAUUUACUAUUAUGCGGGAUCUGCUAGAGGGAAGGUAUGACAGUUAAAAGAAUACGUAUAAUUGUCGCUAAAAAGUGUUUAAGCGUACUGUUUGGAUUGAUUCAUUCCUUCCUUUAGUUUGAUUGUCACUCGUUUCUUUUAUUCAAAAUUAAUGAAAAAAGUAGGUGAAAUUUUCUUUAAACA
Molecule: messenger RNA, 665 nt
Organism: Helianthus annuus (common sunflower)
Lineage: Eukaryota; Viridiplantae; Streptophyta; Magnoliopsida; Asterales; Asteraceae
Exons: 3
Coding region: 168-449 (93 amino acids)
Source: RefSeq, a predicted model, not a curated record